This is a messenger RNA of Halichondria panicea, 1758 nucleotides long. RefSeq lists its product as uncharacterized. The record is from RefSeq and is a predicted model, not a curated record. Gene Ontology annotation, cellular component: plasma membrane; cell-cell junction. The transcript has 5 exons. Lineage: Eukaryota; Metazoa; Porifera; Demospongiae; Suberitida; Halichondriidae. Gene Ontology annotation, molecular function: cell adhesion molecule binding. Gene Ontology annotation, biological process: cell-cell adhesion. The coding region runs from base 79 to 1626 and encodes 515 amino acids.
UCAAAUGACAGUGUAGGCAGCAUUCUUUAGGCUUGACUAGUUGAGCACGUUAGCAACCAUUGGCUAAGAGCUGCUAACAUGAAACAGUGGAUAGCUACUAUAAUAGUGUCUACCCUCUUACUGGGAACAGUGUACGGACAAGGAGCUGAGCUGCAGCUUGGAGGAGUGAUAUUGUCUAACAAUAGUUUAGUGGAUGCUAGCAGUAUAUCUGAGACCAUCCCCCUGAUCUGUGGUACUAUCUGCUGUGAGGAGGUGGUGUGGACACUGCCCAAUGGGACGACAGCUAUAGACUACCAGGUCAGCAACACAUCACUGGGUGUGUCCAACGGAACUAAACUGCCCUCCGGAGUGUACAGGUGUACAGUGAGCAACCAGAGUAUCUAUGUGGGCAUCUACUGCACUAAUGCUUCUACUAAUGACGGUAGUCUGAGAAUACAGGGUCUGAGCUACAACACUUCCACAUGCACUCUGACCUGUGUCUCCAGUGGUGGGCCAGUCACCACGGUCCAGUGGCUACUGGAGGGGAACUCCCUCAAUCAGUCAGACCAGUCCACCUACAUAGCGGACAGGGAGACAGGGAGGUAUAGACACACCCUCAGGCUCAUGAGUGCGGGCUCAGGGCUAUACUCGUGUGUGGUGGAGAAUACACAGGGAAACACAUCACAAGACCUGCAACUGUGCAUUGAGGGAUCACUGAGGUUACAAGGAGACUUGUACGAUGCUGUGCUGCAAAUAUGCAUGCUUAAUGUGUGGCAGGAUGUAGUGCUUGUCAAUCCUUUCUUACCCGGUACCAGUGAUGGAGGGGAAGGACUGUUUCCCCUCGAGCUUGAGGCCACAGACUCUACUAUCACAGUCCAUUGGAACAUCAGUGGUAGUGCCUACGAAGUGGCCUGCAGCAAUGGCGCCGUAUCCACUCGAUCCGUUCUUGAGGGGCACAAGAAACAAGUCACUUUCUCAGCUAGUGCAGCCAUGAGGUAUAACUGCUGUGUCAGCAUUCUCUGCAAUGAAAGUGGGCGUAUCUACACCCGCACUGAGCAUGCGCGAAGCUGCAGCAGUGUUGAGACAGAGCCAGAGCAGCCAGAGCAGCCAGAGCCAGAGCCCCUGUUGAGCACUCUGGAGAUUGCUUUAAUCGUACUGGGAGUUGUCUUGCUCUCACUGCUCCUACUGGUAGCUCUGUGCGGCUGUCUGUGCUCACUGUCUACGAGGAGGAAGAAAAACCAAUAUGAGGUUCAUUUGAGGGAGCAAUCUAAUCACUACACUAAGCAGAGAAUAACGCUAAUGACACGUCCCACUAGUGAAUCUGCCUUCGCUCUGCAGGACGUGGGGGGGGGCGUACUCUUCAACAAGAAUGCACAAGAAGAGUUACAGGAGACAAUCACGUUUGCUCCAGCACAGAAGCGAGACAACAAUAUGGAGAAAUCUGUCAAUACUUCUAAAGAUGAGCCUCAACCAGCUGGUCGACCCACCAGUACGGAGGAGGAAGCUAGCAAUCCAAUGUAUGGGUUGGUUUCACAUGGAGAUGAACCAGUACCCAGUACAGAGGAGGAAGCUAGCAACCCAGUGUAUGGUUUGGUCUCACAUGAAGAUGAGGCUGAUAAUCCUCUCUAUGUUGCUGUAAAGCGUUGAGCAAAUGUGGGCAGCCUUCAAUGACUGUAGAUAUAUAUGGAAGGAUUUUUCACAUUAUUUUUUUUAUCACAUUUUUUAUCAAUAAUGUGUAAACUUAGUUAAUGAUCUUUACCAUAUCUAACUUUGAAGAGA